AUGACUGGGGUUAAGGGAAUGUCAAGAAUAAGUAAUAAUUGUAGUAUGGAUGUAUGGAUUGGGAGGUAUGCACUACUCAACCGCGAACUUCCGGGAAAAAAAGAAAAAAAUAAACACGUGAUUGUGGUUGUUUCCCUCUUUGGGUAUGAGUUAUAG
Messenger RNA from Sclerotinia sclerotiorum 1980 UF-70, 156 nucleotides. RefSeq lists its product with no specific name. The record is from RefSeq and is a predicted model, not a curated record. Bases 1 to 156 code for a protein of 51 amino acids. NCBI's taxonomy places the organism in Eukaryota, Fungi, Ascomycota, Leotiomycetes, Helotiales, Sclerotiniaceae. The transcript has 2 exons.